AUGGCGAUCUUCGACUCCGAGAAACGCCCUCGUGGUCUACGAGUUCCCUCUCUUUCAAAAAUCAAAGCCGGCGCUUCCCGCAAGAAAUCCGAGCCGAAGAGUCCAGACACCGACGACGAGCCAUCACCCCCGCUACCAGCUUUGGACUUUGAUCUAGUCCCAGUUGUCAAUUCUACCCUGAGGCUGCAUCCUCCACCAACUAAAGAAUUGCCUUCUCCUCCUAAGGAUCAACUGCCUCCUCCAAUCCAGAUUUCAACUCAGGUCCCAGCUCGCCGAGAAUUGAGCAGCAAUACGCGUCCUGUUGUGAAUCCUCAGACUCUGGCAAGAGGCAUCAGACCAGCUGGUGCUUCACCAGUCUCACCAUUGGACGCGCAUCUGCAACAUCCACCGCCGAUUCAAACACAAACGACACCGGCUGUGGUUUCAUCUACAGCUGCAUACCCACAGGCUGCAUACCCACAGGCUGCAUACCAACAAUCUGCCCCACAAGGUGCAUAUCAACAAGUUGCAGCCACACCUACUUAUCAGCUGGCACCUCCACAACCUCUACAACCUCUAUCUCCAGAAUCACUUUAUUCACCAACUACUAUACAAGCAGCAAAUAAAGAUGAAUCCAUUUCUCCAACGGAUACAUCGGCACCAGAAGCAGACAAUGUGACUCCAUUGGAAGACUUCAUUCCAACACCAGAGAGCGAUACUUCGCCCGUCGAGCCCGUCGACAACCAACCAUUCCUACCUUCAGAUUACGAGCCCGUCGCUGCACCAUUGAACCAGCUCCACUAUAACUGUUUCCAGGAACACAAGUCCAUGCCUGUUGCCCAGAACCAGUGGUACUCGCUCCCAUGCAUGACUUGCCAGAAAUUCGACCGUGAGGUCCGUCACCGCUGUGUCUUUUGCUGCCUGCGCAUUUGUGGCAGUUGCCACAAGUCAUUACAGAAACUCCAGAAUCAUUCUUUAGGACAGUUGAUGAAGAACCUCGAGAGCGUCGAGUGA
Molecule: messenger RNA, 993 nt
Organism: Penicillium taxi
Lineage: Eukaryota; Fungi; Ascomycota; Eurotiomycetes; Eurotiales; Aspergillaceae
Exons: 1
Coding region: 1-993 (330 amino acids)
Source: RefSeq, a predicted model, not a curated record